This is a messenger RNA of Tarenaya hassleriana, 2194 nucleotides long. Its product is annotated as cytochrome P450 87A3-like. NCBI's taxonomy places the organism in Eukaryota, Viridiplantae, Streptophyta, Magnoliopsida, Brassicales, Cleomaceae. The transcript is spliced from 9 exons. The record is from RefSeq and is a predicted model, not a curated record. Gene Ontology annotation, molecular function: monooxygenase activity; heme binding; oxidoreductase activity, acting on paired donors, with incorporation or reduction of molecular oxygen. Gene Ontology annotation, biological process: sterol metabolic process. The coding region runs from base 314 to 1825 and encodes 503 amino acids.
AUUCAACCAAAGAAGGACGAGAGAGAUGGUAGUAAAACGGCACAAAGCAUGGAAUGAUACGUACAGUUGUUGAACUCAUGCUAAUGCAUGGUCUGGAUAUGGUAACAUCUUCAAAACUAAGAUCUCUGACCAAUUAUAAUAUAUGUGUUUCUCCGAUCAUAAACACCCUGCCGAGUUUGCUGCGAGACUAAGAGUUCACGCAAUGGCACAGACAUUCCUCCCCAACCCCCCGCGCUAAGCCUAGUCUCUAACUAACUGAAUGCACGAUGCAAUGGAUUAGGGCCAAUACACAUUGGAAUCUACAGUUGCAUGAAUGCCUCUUGCCACUUGCCUAUUUAAGGACCCAUCAUAUGGUAUGGUUUACCAGAUACAUACACCAAACACUUGCAAUCCUCUUACAAUGAUGUGGGCAUUGAGCAUUUUGGCGUCUUUGCUUCUGAUAGGCAUCACGAGAUGGGUUUACAGAUGGAGGAACCCUAAGUGCAAUGGAACUCUGCCUCCCGGUUCCAUGGCCUUUCCGCUUCUUGGGGAGACACUUCAGUUCCUCAAGCCAAAUAUCACUUCAGACAUCCCACCCUUCAUCAAAGAUAGAACCAGAAAAUACGGGCCGAUAUUCAAGACUAGCCUGUUCGGGCAACCGGUUAUCGUGUCCACAGAUGCUGAGCUCAAUUACUUUGUGUUCCAACAAGAGGGGCAAUUAUUCCAGAGCUCUUACCCUGACACCUUCGUUCGGAUCUUUGGAAGGCAGAAUUUGAGUACACUGCAUGGGUUCAUGUACAAGUACCUCAAGAACAUGGUCCUGACCCUCGUUGGCCACGAAGGUCUCAAGAAGAUGCUUCCUGAAAUCGAACAAGUUGCACGUAGAAAGUUAGGGCUUUGGUCUACUCAGAAUUCAAUAGAGCUGAAAGAUGCAACCGCAAGAAUGAUAUUUGACUUUACUGCCAAGAAGCUGAUAAGCCAUGAUCCAGAGAAGUCCUCAGAGAAUCUAAGGGAAAACUUUGAUGCAUUCAUCCGUGGGCUGAUCUCUUUACCUUUGGACAUUCCGGGCACAGCUUAUCACAAAUGUCUAAAGGGGAGGGAAAGGGCAAUGCAAAUGCUGAAGAAUAUGCUUAAGGAGAGACGGGAAAACCCUCGGAAGAACCCGAGUGACUUUUACGAUUAUGUCAUUGAAGAACUGCAGAAAGAGGGGACAAUACUGACAGAAGCAAUUGCACUAGAUUUGAUGUUCGUCCUGAUUUUUGCCAGCUUCGAAACAACUUCUCUGGCUUUAACUCUAGCCAUCAAAUUUCUCUCAGACUACCCUUCAGUUCUGAAACGUUUAACGGAGGAGCACGAGGCUAUUCUGAGAAACAGGGAAGAUCCGGACUCUGGACUUACCUGGGAAGAAUACAGAUCUAUGACCUAUACUUUUCAGUUCAUAAACGAAACAGCUAGAUUGGCGAAUAUAGCUCCUGUGCUUUUCAGAAAAGCGUUGAAAGAUUACCAUUUCAAAGGUUAUACCAUUCCAGCCGGUUGGGGACUGAUAAUCUGUCCUCCUGCCGUACAUUUGAAUCCAGACACAUAUGAAGAUCCUCUUAUCUUCAACCCUUCAAGAUGGGAGGGAUUGGAAACCAGUAACGCAUCAAAACAUUUCAUGGCAUUUGGUGGUGGCAUGAGGCUCUGUGUAGGGGCAGAUUUCGCCAAAAUGCAGAUGGCCGUAUUCCUUCACUGCCUGACCACAAAGUACAGUUUGCAGGAGAUUGGAGGAGGAGAUACAAUUCGAAGCCCCGGAUUACAGUUUCCAAAUGGUUACCAUAUUCAACUGGCAUCGAAAGAGACCGCAUAAGGUCAUAAAACAAACAAGCCGGCAAGUUACAGUGACCAGUUCAGGCUGCUCGCUCAAUAAAUACAAGCAUGGCACAUGUGAAAGAUGAAUAAAAUGUACUUCACCAUUCUCAAAUGGAAAAGCUAAAUUCUACAAUAAGCUGUAAACUCGAGCUUCUUACUCUUCCAACACAAUAUUAUCACAAGGGCUUUGACAUAAUCCCUUGUUCCCUAACUAAAAGACCAUUUUUUUUCUGCAAAUGAACCUCUUAUGAUUCACAGUUCAUUCCGAACUAACCAGCAUCAAAGACGAUAAGCACAAAACUCAAUCUCAAAUGCAUUCACGUCUGUUGAAUUGAAAAGAAAGAGACUUUGGUAAAUGAGAUUGAGA